Messenger RNA from Tachysurus vachellii, 6261 nucleotides. It is a transcript of the gene smyd5, whose product is annotated as SMYD family member 5. Lineage: Eukaryota; Metazoa; Chordata; Actinopteri; Siluriformes; Bagridae. The record is from RefSeq and is a predicted model, not a curated record. The coding region runs from base 52 to 1293 and encodes 413 amino acids. Gene Ontology annotation, molecular function: histone H4K20 methyltransferase activity; protein binding. The transcript is spliced from 13 exons.
CGUCCGAUUGGAUAACCUCACAGAGUUCAAAGGUAACACGCAUUUUACAACAUGGCGGCCCCCUUGGAUGACAUGUUUUCGUGGUGCGGUGAUCCCGGUAAAACUGCUAACCGUGUUGAAGUCCGAUUUAUCGACAACGUCAAGGGUAAAGGACUGUUCGCCAAGAGACCGUUCAAAAAGGGCGAGACAAUCUUUACUGAGCGUCCCCUUGUGUCUGCUCAGUUCUUGUGGAAUGCUUUGUACAAGUAUAAAGCUUGUGAGUACUGUUUGCGUGCUCUGGAGACAGCAGAGGAAAACGCACGCAGGCUCAGCACUCUGCCUGCCCUCAGCCUGCCCCACCCUGAGCUGUGUAAAGUCCGGCCUGAGCUGCACCAGGCCUGCACUCACUGCCAGAUGAUGUACUGUAGCAGCGAGUGCAGGCAGUCUGCAUGGGAUCAAUAUCACCGCGUCCUGUGUCUGGGCCCUUCACAUCAAGAUAACGAUCAUCCAAUCAACAAGCUGCAGGAUGCGUGGAGGAGUGCACACUAUCCUCCAGAAACCUCCAGCAUCAUGCUAAUGGCCAAAAUGGUUGCAGUUGUCAAGCAGGCUCAAGAUAAGGGGCGCUGGCAGAGGCUGUUUUCUCACUUUUGCAGCCGUGCAGCUAACGAGCAGAAGGAAAUAGCGCACAAACUUCUAGGAGAGAAGUUUCAGGACCAGCUUGCAUUGCUGCAUAACCUUUUUACCACAGCACUCUAUGAUGAUCACCUGAGUCAGUGGUUCACUCCAGAUGGCUUUCGCUCUCUCUUCGCACUUGUUGGGACCAACGGGCAGGGCAUCGGAACCAGUUCUCUUAGCCAGUGGGUUCAUGCUUGUGAUGCACUGGAGCUUCCUCACCAGCAGAGGGAGCAGCUGGAUGCCUUUAUUGACCAGUUAUACAAGGACAUUGAUAAAGAAACGGGCGACUUCCUCAACUGUGAAGGAUCCGGUCUCUUCCUUCUCCAGAGCUCAUGUAACCACAGUUGCAUACCGAAUGCGGAAGCAUCCUUCCCUGACAACAACUUCCUGCUUCAUCUGAGCGCCCUGAGUGACAUCAGCCCUGGCGAGGAAAUCUGCAUCAGCUACUUGGACUGUUGCCAACGAGACAGGAGUCGUCAUAGCCGGCACAAGAUCCUGAGAGAGAACUACCUGUUCGUGUGCUCAUGUCAAAAGUGUGUGGCCCAGAUGGAUGAUACGGACGUGACCUCUGAGGAGGAGGACGAGGGGGAAGGAGAGACUGAAGGGGACGAAAUGGAGGACGAGAUGACAGACGUGUGAUGACGUUUCGGUUUUUGGGUUUCACCACCACCACCCCCAAACCAUUUCAUACCUGUCUUCUUGUGGACGUUUACUCCUUCAUAUCAUCAUAAUGAAAAGCACUCGGGUCACCAUAACGAACCUGCAGCUCUGUUCAUGCAAUAGGAGAGUAAGCUCUUGGCUAUGCAAAGUGUUUUGUCUCACUUUUACACCUUUAAUUACCAUCACAUUAGUGGUGCCAGGAAUGCUUCCAUUUCCAUUUUUUCAGACUGAUUCAUUUUACCUUGAUAUAUAAAAAAAAAACAUAUUGUAACGCAUUUCAUCUAUGCACUUACAUUUUUGAUAUGUGAUGAUGUUCUAACACAGCAUGAAGUCUUUGAAAGACAAAAUCCACAUUUCAUCAGCCUUUCUGGACUGUAGACAUAACAAACCCAUGCAAUGUCUGCACCAAUAUUUUUGUUUACUUGGCCAAAAAAACAGUCUGCUUUUGCUGAAAGGAGGUAGGGUGUCUUUUUAACCUUCUUAAACUCACUGAAUCUGUCAGUUCCUUCAGACGUCUAUUGCUCAAUCUCAUUACUACGGUGCCCUCCAGGAUUAUUGGCAUCCUUCAUAAAAAUAAACCAAAAAAAAAAAAAAAAAACCUUUUUGCACAGUAAAUCAAAAUUUCCACUCAAACAACAGGAAGAACUAUUUACCUUUGUUCAGACAGUAAGGAUUCUUUAAAAAAAAUGCAAACCAAUUGUUAUUCUUCAUAUUUUUUUCCUCUCAUUUUUUCGCAGUUCCCCAGGAAUACUGUUGUGAAUAAUACACGAAUAUAAAAUAAAACACGAAUAAUGUCGUGUUUCUGUGCAAUAAGAAUUCUACCCCAGAGAAACAAAGUAUUGUUAAACUCCUUACCUAAAAUUCCCAAACCUUAUUAUUGGGAAGAAACCAAAGAUCUAGAUAAGACAUUCACCUACACACCGACACCCCACACACUGAUGAGGAUGAUGAAGGAUCUAAUAGUAAUAUUGUGUUUCCUAACAACACAAAGUAAGUGUUGUGUUAUGAGAAGAAAAGCCUUCCAAAUUUGUUAGAUAUUCCAGCAAGCAUCUCAGAGCUGGUGUUCUCUUAAGGGUAGAGUCACUUAUUAAUUCUAAGGGUACUGAUCAUUUUGUAAACCAAUGUUUUGUGGCACUACUUUAAUAUAGUUUCCAUGUAUAUAUACUUUAAUAUACAUUUCCAUGUUGUUUAUAUAUAUACAUUUAUCUUGUUUUUUUUUUUUUUUUUUUUAUGGGAGGGUGCCAGAAAUUAUGGACGACACCGGAUGUAUGUUUCUCGUUUGUUCCGCUGUAGUUCUUGAAUCAGUUUACUAAAUGAAUUUCUGCUAAUUCUAUGCUAUAAAAGUAAAUGUAAGUGAAUAACUCCUUAUAAUAUCCAGAUAGUCAUUAAGGAGUUUAUCAGUGAGACUUAACAGUAAAUAACUGCAGUUCUGCCAGUGCUGACAACCUGAACGAGUCUGUAGUUAACAGCAGGGUUUAGCUGAUCUACAGUUGUUUCAGGUAUGCAGCAUUAGUUUCACUACAUUAACUGCCAAGCAGAUGCAUUUUGCCUCAGGAUUUUUUUUUUUUUUUUUGAUGUUGAGCGAGGAGUCACCACAGCAUCGCAGGAGGUAGGAAAACACCUCCGAUUGCAUUUUUCCACCUCUUGUCAUAAUCCCCCAGCAUUUAAUACAGUCAUCUUGUAUUUAUGAAAUUCGCUUUGGGAACUUUCUCACUUUCUCUCUAUCGUGCACAGCGUUCUUGACAAAUCCUGUCAGCUUCAUCAACAUCAUGCCAGAACAAUUCAACAUCGCGAGCGGCAGAUGCUGAAUUAUCAUAACUGGAGAUCUUUGAAAUGCAAUAAUAAUCGUGUGAUGACUUGAGCGUGAUCAGUACACGAAAGGAAACGUUUCUUGAACAAUCUGGGACCACCAGUGCUUUUUAUCUUGCUGAAACCACAGACCAGAUAAUGAGUAGAUUAGCAUUCAUUAGUUCAACAUCCACCUCCUCGAGAUGUGUGUGUGUGUGUAUAUAUAUAUAUACACGCACACGCACGCACACACUUUCUAUUUGUUCUGCCAUCAGGAUUUGAGCAGAUAAAUUCUCAGAGCCUGAGCACUGGCCUGCGAUCAGGUUUUGCUUCAGCUAUCAUAAUGAAUACGGUUUCUAUGGACACAUCCGUAAGACGUUCAGGAAGAUGACACUUAAGGACAAAAACUUGUGCUAUGUUAUGCAUACAAAGCUCUUCAUAACAGAUGACAAUAAACUUACAGGAGCACUUAAAAAUUUGUCAUCCUGUCAUGUACGGUUGACAAAUCACUUAAGUAAAAUGAAUUAAGAUUGAUAGAAGGUUACACUGUAAGAUAAUAUAGGAAGUGACAUUUUGCCCAGUCAGGUUAAUUAGAAGCUAUGUGAGUUGAUUUAGGUGUUAAGUUACCUUGACACAUCUUGUUCAUAUGGUCCAUCUCUCAUACCAUGCCAUGUAGAUCAGCUGUUCAACAUAUGUUGAUCCUCAUAAAGUCCUCAUUCACAAUUCCAUACAAUUUAAAUUACACAGAAAUACUAGUUCUCUUUAUCUGGAGGGACCCCUGUAUCAUGAACAUUUUUUUAUUUUUUAUUUUCAGUACAAGAGGAGCAGCAGUCAGGGCAGUUAAUCAUUAACAUAUGUUAGGCUAGUUUAAAAAGUUGACAAAGUCUGACAAGCGAGAUAUUUUACAGUAAGUAAUAAUGCAGACAACGUGCCUGUGAUGUACAGAACCGUUUCUAGCUUCAUGUUUACAGAGAGCUUUAAGUAGCCACUUUAAAAGUAGCCAAAGUAAGCAAGUAAAUUAAUAUUAACUGUAAACAAUGCAUGCAUUCAUAAAGUGACACUGGGAGAUAUUUAAGCAAUAUGACAAAAGCAAGAGUGCAGGUUUACCGAAUAUUAGCACAACUUUGAUUCGCCAUAGAUAAUCACAGCCGUGUCUAUAUUCUGUAUAACUGCCAAGUUGCGAGUACAAUAUUGCUUUUAUAUAACAGUUGCUUAAUCAAGAAAUGAAUAUUGAGUCAGUGAAAUUCUGGAAAGAAUAUGGCUAAAAUUAGAAAUAGAUAUCAGAGAAUAUUUAUAUUACAUCAUUUUCUAGCUAGCACAUUGAGUUGUACCUUCCAAUUAAAUGUAAUUGCUGUAGAAUUUCUGUCCACUCUUUAACUAACAAGCUUUCUUUUUUCAAUCCAUCACUUAACGUUCCUAAAAAAAAGUUUGCUAUAUCCGGUCAUGAUUUCUUUCACACCACUUUAGCAACUGUUUUUUAACUAGGAAGUGGAAUUCUACAUGGCGAACGUAAAGGAGCAGAGUGAUUUACAGUGAAAAGCCUCGCUCAGGUUAUAGGAAAUAUACUGUAGGCACUCUUGAAAACCAUUCAACCAAUUAAGUUAGUGAACUGGAGUUAGCUGUUGUAUAAGAUAUAUUACAAAUACUAAGUGAAGCAAAGGUGGAUUUUUGAGAUAUAGUAGUAGUGAAAGGAAGCAAACCUGCUGUAUUGAACCCAGUUAGAUGAAGGUACACCUGAAACCACUAAAAACAAGCUGCUCGGAUGUAUGAUGUAUGAGUGUAUGUUGUCAUGUGUCUACUCCCUAUUACAUUCUUACUCAGUGCAUUCAUUAGGUAGUUUCCUGUAAAACAAGUCACAUGUGACAGAACCUUGACCAUUUAGUUUGAGGCUAUGAUGUUUUUAAUGUCGUCCUGCCCCACUAAAAUAUGUGGUCAUAAGCCAUUGCUGACUUGACAUCAAAACGGACAGAUGGUGCCUGUUGAAAAAGCUUUGAAAAAGGCUUCCAUUAGAUGUCACGAACUGUUUACAGAAGAACAAGAGUUACUUUAGCCAUGUGACACAUGAUUAUUUUUAUCUUUACAUAUCUAUCUUUUUUUAAAUAAAACAAUGUUUUUCAAAUUUAGAGAAAAAUGACAAAAAUAUUUGUUAAAUGAUUAUAAAAUGUGGCCACACAAUUUCCACAAUAAUAACACUCUAUUAUACAGAAAUAUUGAGAAGAAAGGUGCACAACAUUAUAGUUUGGGUUUCAACGGGUUAAGAAUGUUUUUUUUUUUUUUUUUUUUUUUUUUUUUUUUUUUUUUUUUUUGCUUUAAAAAAAAACGUUAGAAGGGAAAUUUUGACUUUCCAUGUACAUAUUCAGUACAUGCUGCAUCUGCAAACAAGGUCUUGGCUAAAAGCCGUUGAUUGUUAUUUCUGGCGAAUGGGAGUGAAAUGUGAACCCUACAUCCUGUAAGAGGACAAAAUUGGAAAAGAUAUGAAGGAGGAAGUAUGGACACCUGGGGCUGUGUCUGAGAGGAAUAACCUCUGAGCUCAGGCCAACAGAGUUGCACUGGCAGAAACUGCCUGCUGUGAAUGCAGCCACACAACGGCUUCCCUUCAACAUGGCCACAUGGCCGCGUUAGAGAGGUCGAAGUGCCUGCCCUGGGAGGAAAGAGCCCUAUAGAGAUGCCCGAUUGAAGAUGGUGGAGGGGGAGGGCUACAUGCACACAACUAGAAUGAAGCACAGUUGUAAUGACUGAGAAAAAGGAGCUUUUAUUAUAUCAAACUGAGGUCAUGAGGAAUCCGCAUUCACAUUUGCAAAUGAACGCUGAGUGUUAAAUGGCAGCAACGAAAACAAGGCAUGUUAUGAUCAUCGCAAACACACGCAGGGCAAAUGAAAGAACCCAAUUUGCAUCUUGUGAUUAAAAAGGUUGGGAUGAUGUUUAAGCAUAUUUGACAUUCAGAGGUGAAACUUGACUGCAUUUAGGAAAGAGAGCAAUUCUGGCUUAAUAUUUGGUUGUUUACAGUUUGUCACAAUGUUAAUAGCUCUCAUUUGAGCGCUCCAGUUGAUUUGCACACAGCAUGUUUACGUUUUUUGCGAUUACUUAUUACUGCAUUAGCUCCUGUCAUUCAGUCCAUGGUUCACUGAAACAACACCAAUAAAGACAACUGCAAAACUC